GGCGCCCAGAAGCAGCUCAGUCGCCGAGCGAACGAUGGCCGAGUGAGCGCGCCUAACGCGGCCCCCAAAAACAUUCGCAGAAAUCGUACCAGCGAGCGCGUCUGUCCGUCUGUUCCGUCCGUCCGUCCGGCUGGCCGGCUGCCUUGUCGCGCCCUCCCCCUGCCCACGAGCGCGAGUGUGUGAACCACCUCCGCCCAUGGUGUUGUACCGCCGUCGCCGCCGCCGCCGCCGCCGUCGUCACACUCAGGUCGCAUUCGUUAAUUGAUUUUUUUUCUUUUCCCUUAUUCGCUGUUUUCGGCGCGCACCUUCGAACCACGGGCCACGCGAUCCCGUCGGUAUCCCGCUGACGCGUCUCACCAGUCGUCUUCGUCGUCGCACAUACAUAUAUACGACGCCCGCGGUAACGGUACGCGCGCGCGUUACCGACCGUUACCGUUGCCGGAGAACGCGCGGGAGAUGACCAUCACCGCCGCCGGAUGAACGGUAUCGCGGCCGACCCGCUCGAUCGUAACGCGAAUCGCUAGGCGCCGCAGCCACCGCGCGACCGAACGGCUAGCGCGACAUAGCGACAUAGUCGAUUGCAGCGAGACACAGCCCUGGAUUCCAAUUUGCAUGGCCUAAGUUUUAAGUGGCCUCGGAAAAUGUUGAGGAAUUGUUUUUUCGAUCAAAUGAACGGGUAACGAGUGUCCAAAACAAUGAGGGGGCGGGGCCAGAGACCGAUGGAGCCAGGGUAAGCGACGUAUUUACGCGACCCAGCCCCCCCGCCCCCAACAACAUGGAUAAAUCGGAUCGCAGACGCAGGCCUUUUGCCUUUGACAAGAUGGAGGGGCUGGUCAGAGAAAUGAAAGACGAAGAGACUGGGGUGCGUGUAAAAAGUCAAAAGUUAUUUCUCACUUCGAUCCCUUCUGCUUUUGCCGGUUAUAACAUAAUUGAAUGGCUAAUGGACCGUUUAACUGUCGACGAAACUGAAGCGGUCCAUAUAGCCAAUAUGUUAUGUCAAUACGGAUACUUCUUUCCCGUAAACGACUCAAAAACUCUUACUCUAAAAGAUGACAGUUCUCUGUACAGGUUCCAAAUUCCGUAUUAUUGGCCAUGUUCACAAAAGAAUCCUGAUAACGUAGAAUAUGCGAUAUACCUAUCAAAAAGACUGCUAAGAAACAAACAACGACAUGCCUUGGAAGACUAUGAAAUGGACUCAUUGAACAGUCUGAAAAAAAAUCUACAAAACAAAUGGGAAUUCAUCACGAUGCAGGCUGAAGAACAAGUGCGGCUGAGCAAAGAUAGGAAAAAAGGCGAAAAAAUAGUGACUGAUAGUCAAGAAAGGGCGUUUUGGAGAGUACAUCGACCUCCCCCAGGAUGUGUCAGCGUUAUGGAACAAAUACCGAUAAAGAUUGGUGGCAGUUUUUCAACAAAAAAGAAAAGAAGUUCUGAAGAUCUCCGGAGAGAAGUCGAACUGCUUAGAAAUUGUAUAGGGAGAACAAGAGUUAAAACGUCAGUAGCCUUGGACGGUCUAGUUGCAUUUGCUGAGACGUAUAACGAGUACGAUCCAUUAAUCACAGGUGCUCAGCCAUCGAAUCCUUGGGUGACAGACGACCCAACAUUUUGGACGUUCAAUUGCCCAAUGGUGGAAGCCAUAACCGAAAAGCGCAUAAAACGUUGGGCUCUAUCAAUGGAAGAUUUAGUGUCCGAUGCAACAGGUCUCUACGAGUUCACAAAUUAUCUCCGGAAGGAAUACAGCCACGAAAACAUUAGGUUUUGGUUGGCGGUCAAUGAUUUGAAACGGAGCUGUCAGUCACAAAUUCUGCAAAGAGUCAGAGAAAUAUAUGAUGAGUUCCUUGCGCCCGGCGCUCCAUGUGAAAUCAAUAUCGACGGCAAGACGAUGGAAAGAACGCAUAAAGAAAUGAAAAUCCCGUCUAGAUUUACGUUCGACGGUGCUGCGGAACAUGUGUACACAUUACUGUUGAAAAAAGACUGUUAUCCUAGGUUCAUAAGGUCGGAGCAUUACAAAAACCUGCUCGCUAAUGGAGUCCAGCCCUCGGCCAGACGAAGAUUUUUUGGGCUGGUCGGCGGCGCUGCCAACAAAAAGGCAGAUUGCAAAGAACGCAUAAGGAGCACUGCAGGAUGUUCGAGCACACAGGGUACGUCAUCGUCGUCGGUCUUACAAGCCAAUCAGUCGUCGUCGUGUAGCAGCGCAAAGCGAAGGGGCAGCGACAGGAGCCUGACCAGCUCACCACACGAGCUUCCAAUAAAUUCUGUUAAAGUCUCGCAAUCCCAUAGUCAAUCUAAUCUCAGUGACAUACCCUAUAGGGGAGAUUUACCUUGCACACCUUCCUCUCCAAGUUCCAACCAAGAUAACCUUAGCGGUGGCGUGGAGGAGUGCGUCGAACCGCAGCUACCCGCGAUGUUGGCGGACGACGUGUGUCCGUGGGACGUGGCCGACGGUAGCGACAAGAACAAGCGAGCGCUGCCGGCGUCCAUAGCCGAAGAACGCGAGCGCCGGCUGUCCACGACGUCGUCGCGCAAGAACUCGGGCGGCGCGGCGUACGAUUCGGCGGCGAGCGCGGACGAGAGCCAAUCCGAUUCGGUGGCCAGCCGUCUGCGGCGGAGCUGCGGUCUGGGUGGCGGCGGCGGCAGCACGGACAGGCGCCGCGGGUCGUCGGCCGCGUGCACGCCGCAACAGACCGUCGACCGGCCGUCGGUGUCGUCGGCCGAGGACUUUGACCUUGGUCCGUCGCCGGAGAGCAGGUCGCCCGAAAAGCAGCCGUCAACGUCACCGCACGAACCGGCCGUGGCCGCGUCUUCACUGGACGACAAGUUGAAUAGAAAGAAGCUGCUGAAAUCGCUGUCUUUGGCGAGGAAACAGAGCGUGACGCCCGUCAUUAACGUCAGCUCGGUGGACAGGGACAACGGGUGUGACCAGACCGCCGCGGACACCGUCGACGAAAUAACGUCGGCCGCCACGGCCACGGUGGCCGAAGGUGUCACCUCCACCGCCGGUACAGGAGCUGGUUGCGGAGGCGGUCACCCACCGGAAACCGUAGCUUGCUGCAGUGGAGCGGAGGCGGCCACAGCGACUGCGGCCGCGUCCAUCAGCGAUGGCAACGACGUGUGUCCUUGGGAAGACGAACACAACCAAGAUAAAGGCGGCCGAUUUUUAAAGGUGUACGAGACCUACGGUUUUCUCUGAACGUUUUUCUCCAAUGCACAUUCCAAAUUCUAUUAUACGUUGUGUAAAUAUACGCAUACAUUAUAUACUACUUCUCGUAUAUAUUAUUUAUAUACAUAUAGUAUAAAUAUAUUAUAUAUUAUAUAAUAAUA
Molecule: messenger RNA, 3318 nt
Organism: Myzus persicae (green peach aphid)
Lineage: Eukaryota; Metazoa; Arthropoda; Insecta; Hemiptera; Aphididae
Product: regulator of G-protein signaling 11
Exons: 16
Coding region: 776-3187 (803 amino acids)
Biological process (GO): regulation of G protein-coupled receptor signaling pathway; intracellular signal transduction; G protein-coupled receptor signaling pathway
Source: RefSeq, a predicted model, not a curated record